Molecule: messenger RNA, 2589 nt
Organism: Micropterus dolomieu (smallmouth bass)
Lineage: Eukaryota; Metazoa; Chordata; Actinopteri; Centrarchiformes; Centrarchidae
Product: aristaless-related homeobox protein-like
Exons: 5
Coding region: 79-1470 (463 amino acids)
Biological process (GO): regulation of transcription by RNA polymerase II
Molecular function (GO): DNA-binding transcription factor activity, RNA polymerase II-specific; RNA polymerase II transcription regulatory region sequence-specific DNA binding
Source: RefSeq, a predicted model, not a curated record
ACCGCGCGCGAGAGAGAGUGAGGGAGAGAGCGGGAGACUGACUGGCGUUACCGAAAGUAGACGAACCGAAACGUCGACAUGAGCGGUCAGUUUGAGGAAGAUAUCCACGACCGGGCAGAGAGGAAGAGCAGUAAAUCCCCGACGCUGCUCUCCUCUUACUGCAUAGACAGCAUUCUGGGCCGCCGGAGUCCCUGUAAGGUCAGACUGAUAGGGGCGCAAAGUUUGACAGGUCUGCCCGGCAGAGGGGAGCUCGACAAGACGGCUGACAGGCCAACGAAAGACCCCCUUUCUCUCAGCGCUGACAUGCACCUGCCACCCAAGCUCCGCCGGCUGUACGGACCCGGGGGGAAAUACAUCCACGACCACGCGGAGACGCUGGACAGGGAGCGGCUCCUCCUGGAGCAAGCAAGCGACAGCCUGAAAAUCAGCCAGGCGCCGCAGGUGAGCAUCAGCCGCAGCAAAUCCUACCGGGAGAACGCGUCACUGAGCCGGGGAGAGGGCGACCAGAGCCCCGGGGAGGGCUCGGAGGACGGCAGCCUGGGACUGGUAGAGCUCGGCCCGUUGAAGUUCGAGGAGGACGCGGGGAAGGAGGAGAGCUGCGGGGACGCGGCCGCUCUGUCCCCGAAGGACGAGGAGAGGGAGAGCUUGAACGCCGGGGAUGGGGACGUGAGGGACGGGGAGGACAGCGUGUGUCUGUCGGCGGGCAGUGACUCGGAGGAAGGGAUGCUGAAGCGGAAGCAGAGAAGAUACAGGACUACCUUCACAAGUUACCAGCUGGAGGAGCUGGAGAGGGCUUUCCAGAAGACACACUACCCCGACGUCUUCACCAGAGAAGAGCUCGCAAUGCGUCUGGAUCUCACCGAGGCCCGUGUUCAAGUGUGGUUUCAGAACCGCAGGGCCAAGUGGAGGAAGCGUGAAAAGGCCGGGGUGCAGGCCCACCCGUCAGGCCUGCCGUUCCCAGGCCCCCUGGCAGCGGGCCACCCUCUCAGCCACUACCUGGAGGGAGGGCCCUUCCCACAUCACCCCCACCCUGCCCUUGAGUCCGCCUGGACAGCGGCUGCAGCAGCAGCCGCUGCCUUCCCGGGCCUGGCCCCGCCACCCCACAAUGGCUCCGCUCCACCCCUGGCCACCCCACUCGGCCUGGGCACUUUCCUGGGCACGGCUGCCAUGUUUCGCCACCCUGCCUUCAUUGGGCCUACUUUUGGCAGGCUGUUCUCCAGUAUGGGUCCCCUGACCAGUGCUUCCACCGCUGCAGCGCUCCUACGUCAGCCUGCCCCUCCUGUAGAGAACCCUUCCCACACGGGCCCCGUCCUUCCCGACCCUUCCUCUUCUUCCUCCGGCCCCUCUUCCUCAGCAGACCGCAGAGCCUCCAGCAUCGCAGCGCUGCGCCUCAAGGCCAAGGAACACUCGGCUCAGCUUACCCAGCUUAACAUCCUGCCCAACGGAGCCACAGGGAAGGAGGUGUGCUGAACACUCAACACCAGCUCUAGGCCUCCCCGUCCCGGGCUUACGUCCCAUUCCAUGACACCCCCUCCCCGUUCCAAAAAACCCAUUCAUACCUCUGGAGCCUGAUGUCCUGAUGUCCCCUUGUUCAAACAUCCCUGUUACCUCAUGUUUCCCCAACAAAAUAGCACGACCAAAUUCAAAAGAGCACUGGCUAAAAAAAGAUGUGUGUUUGUGUGUGUUUGUGUGUGUGUGUCUGGUAAUUACAGAUAUUGUAGCAUUUUUUUACACUCCAUACACACACACACACCUUUCUGAGGGACAGUCCAGUAACUUCAAGUUUUUCACUUUCAUAAAAAAAUACAAUAUUUAAAGAUAGUUGAAAAACAGGUUUCUGACUAUAGAUUAAAAAUUUUGAGAGUAAAUUACAUCAAUUAUAUAAAUCAAGUACACUAUCAUAGUUUUUUUAAAGCGCUCAUAAGGCAGUGUGCCACGUGCAUACACAAAAAAUACUAAGUACACCCAGUGCCAGUGGAGGAAUGUAACAAAGUACAUUUACUCAGGUACAAAUUUGAGGUACUUGUACUCCAGUAUUUCCAUUUGAUGCCACUUUAUACUUCUACUAAACUAAAUUUCAGACAGAAAUAUUGUACUUUUUACUCCACUACAUUUAUUUGUCAGUCACAAAUUAGCUAAUUGAAGUUUGUAAAAGAAAAAAUUAAAUUCACCUCAACCAACAAUAACAUGCCACUUGAAAGCAUCAGUUAUAAGAAUUCAGUAAUAUAAUAAAUAUAUAAUAUUAAUUUUGUAGUAGUACUCACAGGGGCAUUCAGCACUUUUCCUUUUAUAUCUUCAGUAACAGUAUAGCCUACUUUUAUGCUAUAAGGAUCUGUCGUUUCACACACACACUUACACACACACACACACACACACACACACACACACACACACACACGCACAGAAAGCCGAAGAACCGCAGGGGAACCCCGACUUUUAGAAAGGAUUCUUGUGCUACUUCAAAUGUGGACAACUGGAGUGCUCAACAUUAACACUGCUUAAUCUGUAUGCAUUGAUGUGGGCUGAGCCAGUCUGCGACUAUAAUAAAAGCGAGUUGGAGGAGCCACACCCCCCAAACCCCGAACCAAA